AUGGAGGAGAAAGAGAAGACAACAGAGGAGGGUAAUAAAGGUUAUAGCUUUCUAGCUGUGUAAAAUAAUGUGAGUUUUUUCCCAGUGACCUGUAGUUUGUAGUUCAUAAGGGAUGAGGCGAAGUGAACAAAUUCUGACUUCAGUUUUUCGGACCCUUUCUGACUCUCAUAGUUCCCCCCCAACCCGAGGCAGAGGGCCCUGGAGAGAGUGAGAGCCCCUCUGAGGGAGAGGAAGAGAAGGAGGAAGUGGUGAAGAAAGACAAGGAGAUUGAGACAGAAGGUAUCUGUCAUGGUGUAGGAUUUGAUCAACUGCGUUAGUUAGUAGUUUUAUAACUCAUUGUGCUCCUUUGAAAUAGACUGGAUCCAUUAGGUACACUAGUAUUAUGAAUGAAUGAAUGAACAAACAAAAUAACAAACCAAUGAAUGAUGUGAUCCUUUGGUGCUCACAGCCCCUCCAAUGCCUGAAGUGGAGGGGACGGGUGGCACACAGGAGACCGGGAAACCUUCUGAGAAAGAGGGAGAGAAAGAGGAGGGGCGGGAGGAGGACACAGGAAAAAAGACUGAAGGUAUCUUCUGUGGAUGAGCUGUACAUGUAUAGAGCUAGUGUGUAGUACUAGUGAGUGUGUGAGUUUGUAUAGACCAGUUCAUAGAUGAGUAUUGUUCAAACGCAAACACGUUGGAGUACUGUAAAUACUUUUCCAGAAAUUACCAGUCAAUGUGUAGAGCUGUUGAUCAGUCAAAGCCUGUCGAAGUUGGAGCUUGAAACUGGGAGCAUUCAGACAGCACUAAUCAACCUGUAGAGAAAUAGAUCUCAGCUCUCUCACUCUUCCUCUGUGGUGAUCCAGAGGAAGUUCUCGAAACACCUGAGUGGGGAAGCUUGGGUCAGGAGACCUUAGAGCCCCCUGGGAGAGAGGAGGAGAAGAAGAAGUGGGAGGAGGAAGAGAGUGAAGAGGAGAGAGAGUAUGUGAAAAAGAAAGGUAGAACUUGGCUAGUGUUUAGUGUACACACCCUAUAGGAUAGGAUCCUGUAGAUUCCAUCUCUCCCAAGUAGGGUGACCACAUGUCCCGGAUUGUGUGGUAAAGUCAUUUACAUUACAUUUUUACAUUUUAGUCAUUUAGCAGACGCUCUUAUCCCCACAUUUUGGCCAUUAGUUCCGCAACCAAACAAUCAUAUCCCGCAUUUUAGCAACAAAUUCAAACACCACUAAUUUAGAAAACAGCUAGAUUUGUCUCGUAUUUCAGUCAGACAUUCCAACCUGUCUCUUGCAGUCACGUUGCACUAAUGAAAAAAUAUAUAUCUGAAGGAUGUGGUACUGGUGAUGUUAAACACUUCUCCAAUCGUUGCUGUGAUCUGAUAUUCUGCGCAGCACAAGACGAGACAUAGGCGAGACAAGACAAGACAUCGGGCUAAAUUACAGCUAAACUUGGAGAGGUCAGUUACCUAACUACUUUAAGUGUGCUUCUGACAAAGAGCUACAAAAGUAAGUAAAUAGCCUUAUUAGACUGAAAGAUAUAAGGUGAUUUCGUCAAACUUAUGAGGCUCUCCAUGCUCAUUGCUCAUUCAACAUAUUUGCUGCUACUUCACUCAAUCCCGUUUUAAAAGUCUCCCUUCCUAAUUCUUUUACGUUCCCUUAGACCAACCAGAAAUGUUUCCUUGGCCAAAUAUUCCCAGAUUUUCAUAAAACAGCCACACAUGGUCUCUCGUUUCUGCAAAAGAGUAGGCUGCAUGCGCUUCAAUUAGCUAAUUUGGUGCAGUAGGGAUGUAGUGCUGCCGGAUCCUGUGAUCGUUUAGUAAAGUUAGAUCAAAGCUGAAUCAAUGUCUUAGAAGAUCACAUAAUGAUUAAUUAGUAUUAUACAUAACGGAACCAAAUAUAAUAGCAUAGUAUAAUGAUACUGUUGCACCAAAAACACCACAGUGGUAAUUUCUGAAUAGUCCCAAAAAUAUUCUCAUGCUUUCAAAACUCAACAGCGGCCGCCACUAAAUCUAAUUUAUUUAUAAAGCCCUUUUUACAUCAGCAGAUGUCACAAAGUGCUUAUACAGAAACCCAGCCUAAAACCCCAAACAGCAAGCAAUGCAGAUGUAGAAGCACGGUGGCUAGGAAAAACUCCAUAGAAAGGCAGGAACCUAGGAAGAAACCUAGAGAGGAACCAGGCUCUGAGAGGUGGCCAGCCCUCUUCUGGCUGUGCCGGGUGGAGAUUAUAAGAUGUUCAAACGUUCAUAGAUGACCAGCAGGGUCAAAUAAUAAUCACAGUGGUUGUAGAGGGUGCAACAGGUCAGCACCUCAGGAGUAAAUGUCAGUUGGCUUUUCAUAGCCGAGCAUUCAGUGGUAGAGAGAGAGAGAGAGAGAGAGAGAGAGAGAGAGAGAGAGAGAGAGAGAGAGAGAGAGAGAGAGAGAGAGAGAGAGAGGAAAACAGCAGGUCCGGGACAAGGUAGCACUAGGCAGAAUUUGCUUGGAUUUAAGCAAAAUACAGGAAGGCUAAAUAGUUUGUUAACACCGUCUGCUCUAAUUUUCUCACAAAAAAGUAAUUGAAGAAGAUCUAAAUGCAUAUUCCCAUGAAACUGAUUGAAAUCCAAUUAUUGGCAUGCAGAUGCAGUUUGGACGUUUCACCAGUAAAAGAUGAAGAAUGCUGCCAACAUUUUGUAUUCAUGUAGGCUACUCUGUCCCACAAAAUCAUCCUGUUGUCCCGCAUUUGGGUAUUUUAAAUGUGGUCACCCUACUCCCAAGCCAUAUCCUUACUAUAACUAGAUGAUGACCAACCCAUAGAGAUAAAACUAGCUGGUUUUGAACUGUACCGAAGCAAGAUGGGCAACAAACUGUUCCUUUCCAGGACAUUGGGGCUCUAUAACAACAGCCUCUCUAUAAUUAUAGCUCUAUCGAACACCUUCUCAAUAACAUGCAGCUGCAAUAGGUAGCCCAUAGGCUACUUUGUUGUGAUCUAGCAGGGGCUGUUUGCAUGUUGCGCUGGGUUGCAGAUUCAGGUUGGAUCCAGGAAACCCUUCUAAAACAAUGAUUCCUUAAUCUCGUGAAGGGAUUCUCAAGCUCUUGAUCUCAGGAGGAGAGCCCCAGGCCAGACAGUUAUAUGGGAUCAUAGACGAUGAUUUCAAAGGUAAGACACAGAACAAUAGUAGCUAGACUGGGGAUGCCUACAGGAGACUGAAGCAUCGUCCGGCGUGGAAUCUUGUUUAGUGCGUGGACAUCAGUUGGUAGAGAGUUAGUAGAGUAGAUAGUUAGUGGAGUAGAUAGUAGAGUAGAGAGUUAGUAGAGUAGAUAGUUAGUGGAGUAGAUAGUAGAUAGUUAGUAGAGUAGAGAGUUAGUAGAGAGUUAGUAGAGUAGAUAGUUAGUGGAGUAGAGAGUUAGUUGAACAUUUGUAGAGUAGAGGUAGUAGAGAGUUAGUUGAACAUUUGUUGAGUAGAGUUAGUAGAGAGUUAGUUGAGCAGCAUUGAUGAAGAACGUUAUAUAUGGAAAUUGUCACUGUCUGCAAAAACCGUGGAAAGAUUCCUUUUCUCUGCAAGUCUUUGUUGUCUUCCUUUUGGUUGUGUCUUCUGUCUGACUCCAUCAUCCCUCAUCAUCAUGUUGGUGUUGUUUUUGCUCACAAGGUAAGCAUCUACAUGUCUUAUUCUCUGUCACUGUCUUGUAUUUACUGUCACUAUCUAAUCAUUGCUAAUCACUAUUUAUCACCAUUCAAACAGGUCCAUUUGCUCCCUGUCCAACACUUCUCCUAAUGAUAUGUGACAGAAAUAUUGUUAAUCCUUAUUUUGAAUGCCAACUAAUAUAGGCAUAUGGAACCUUCAAAAUAACAGCCUCUCCCUUGUUGCAAUCUUUUUUUUUUACAGUCUUCCAUGAAGUCCCACCUUGACUUUGCGUUCAUUUGUGGAACUAUGCCCUGUUCUCCCUCUCCCCCAUCUGUGGAGUAAUUGGGCAUUUAUAUUGAAUUUCUGAGUAACUUUUCUCACCUAACUCAUCUUUUAUCACUGAGAGUAGCAUUUUAUGUGAGUGCGUUUUAUGUGACUUCUCGCCGGUGGUUCUCCCCUCUCAAAACAGCCCAUAAAUAUUUCAAUGUCAUCAACCAAACAAUAGUAAAAUAAUUAUGUGAUGGCUGAUUAAACAGCUAAACGCCAACCUUUUAGUGUGCAUUUAAAUUUGUAUUUGCAUAAACAUGCCUGGUAAACGCCUCCUUAGAGGACAGCGAUGCCUUGCAGUGCACACACACUGCAGCCGACUUCUGAAGCUUAAUAAAACCUUAAUUAGGUACAAACCUCAGCCAAGAUAAUCGCAGGAAGGAUGUCUCUCGCUCUCUCUCUCUCUCUCUCUCUCUCUCUCUACAAAGAUGAAAGCACUCAUCAUCGAUUCAUUGACUCACAGAUCGCCCGACGUUAAGAUAUUUGAAGCGUUCCUAAAUCGUUAAUAUCCUAAACCUACCGUAACUGUUUCUUAAAACUGUUGGGGGUUCUCGAGGAGCGGAGUUGGGAAACACUGUCCUAUGUCCCAUAACACCAACUCUUCUCUCUCCCCUCCAAUGUCACUACUGUACUCUAACCAUCCCAUUACCAUUCUCUAACCAUUCUUUAACUCUUCUCUGUCCUCUCAGACUGUGAGUGCUACGGUCACUCUAACCGCUGCAGCUACAUAGACUACUUGAACAUCGUGACGUGUGUCAGCUGCAAGCACAAUACCAGAGGACAGAACUGCCAGCACUGCAGACUGGGCUACUUCAGAAACAACUCUGCCGAACUGGAUGAUGAGGACGUCUGCAUCGGUCAGUCACAGUGUGUGUGUGUGUGUGUGUGUAGGUGGGUGGUUUUUUUUUUUUUUUGGGGGGGGGGGGGGGGGGGGGGGGUAGUCGGGGGGAUGUGUGUGUUCGUUUGCUUGUUUGUGUGUGUGUGUGUGCAUUUACUGCAGAAUAAUCAUUAGGCAUUAUGUGUGUUACACAAACAAAGUGUGUAAUGUUGAUUCACCAAGACGUCAUUGAUCAACAAUACAGUUUAGAAAGAUCAGCAGUUCCAUCUCCAACCAAUACUGCGAGGAAAAAAGAACAACAAAACAGAUAAAAAACAGAUAUAAAAAACACUGACUCACUGAGAUAAGACUAUUAUUCCUCUGGAGUUGACUGUGGUGUUGAUGUAGUCCAUCUGCAGGUGAGUGGUGGGAGGCUAGAGGUGUGUAGGAGGGGAAAUGGGGGGGGGGCAGUCCUUGGAGUCAGCACAAAUGAGGCCCCAUUAGCUCGCCUGACAGGCUACUGGCACACUGAGACUAGCACCGAAUCAAUACAGAGCAGAGAGAGAGGGAAAGAGAGCACGCAGGGAGAGAGUGUGUGCGUCUUGUGCACUCAUGCACGCACACACCAAAUUAACUUACAAAUAGAUAUAUUUUCUAACAUGUCUUCAAAAUGAUGUGUAUUUUUUAUGUACUAUGAGAUAAAACUGGGUUAAUCACGAACAUAGAGUUAGAAUUCUUUGUUACUGGGCCAGGAAUUUAAUUGGGUAAUUUCACUGUGUGUGUGGGGGUAAAGAGGCAAUCUGACCUAGGGUCAAAUUGCUUGCUCUUACUUAAAUCCAUGGCUGCCUUAACUCAACAGAGACUGAAACUAGCUUGUGGCCUUUUGUUUCUCUCUUCAAACACAGUGAAGGGAGCGGCUCCAGGGUUGAAUGGAGUUUGGGCUAGACCUUUGUCUCUCCUUGGCUAUCUUCUUGAUUGAUUACAGCAUGAUGGGGUGGGGUUGGUGUAUGUUUCAAGGAUUUAGGGACCUGUCAUGUCCAACAAUCGGUCUUCAGGUUAAGCCCGGAAGAGCCGGGGUUGAACAGAGUUUAAACUAAACAUGAGUGUUUUUGCAAGACAGGGGAGUGAUUGAUUGUAGUACUAUGUGAUUCUGAACUGAAUGAAAGUCAAACUUAGCCGCCACCAUAGACAAAGGGAGUGGGCGGAGCAAUAAAAGAGCGGGAAACUGAAGAGGGAGGGAUUUUAAAGCUAGGGUGUGUGGAGGGCACUAUAUAAGAUGGAGAGAGAGUGAGAAGAAAGGCUACUCUGCAGACCAGCUUCCUUUUAUUGAAAUUCAAUAAAGUAAAUCUUGACUCAACAAAAACUCUGUAACAACUUUGAUUUUGAAUAAAGUAUAGUGAUUAAUUUCCACAACAUAAUCUCUCUCUUUUUCUAUCUUUCUCCUCUCCCCCUCCCUCCCCUCCCCCCCCAGAGUGUAACUGUAACCAGAUGGGUUCUGUCCAUGACCGGUGUAAUGGGACAGGCUUCUGCCAGUGUAAAGACGGCACUACGGGGCCCAAGUGUGACGACUGUUUCCCUGGGUACUACUGGAAACAAGGGUGUUACCUGUGA
Molecule: messenger RNA, 6327 nt
Organism: Coregonus sp. 'balchen'
Lineage: Eukaryota; Metazoa; Chordata; Actinopteri; Salmoniformes; Salmonidae
Source: the annotation of a GenBank genome assembly